AUGCCUAUCGAGAAUCUAGAUCUCCUACCUUCUUCUGGCCUCACCAUCACCAGCAGCCCAAUCUGCUUGAGUGGUGGCAUCAAGAUGGCUCUCGUGGAACUUCUCCAAGUCCAACUGACCCCAGCCCAGGCCAUUGGCCUGAGCUUCCUAUCCGUCGCCCUCUACAUUCUCUCCAACGUCUUCUACAACCUCUUCCUCCAUCCCCUCCGGCACUUCCCAGGCCCCCUCCUUAACCGCGUGACUCGUAUCCCAUACUCCUUCGCCCACAUCCGCGGCACCCGCCCCUUCGACAUGCUUGCUCUUCACCGGCGCUACGGUCCUGUUGUCCGUGUCGCCCCUAACGAGCUCGCUUUUGCGGACCCUAGGGCAUGGAAAGACAUAAUGGGUCAUCGGGCAGCAGCUGGCGCCAGCACCCUACCCGGUGAUGGCAGUGAACAUGCAGCCGCUGGCCAGGGAAAGCAUGAGUUACAAAAGGAAAUGGGCAAGUGGAUGAAGUUCUACCGGCCCGUCGACAACAUUCCAAUCGAUAUUACCAACUCUGGGCGGGAGGAACAUGCUCGCUUGAGGAGAGCACUGAGCCACGGGUUUAGUGAUCGGUGCAUGAGGGAGCAGCAGCCGUUGAUAAAAGGAUACAUUGAUUUGUUAAUUCGUAGGCUCAGGGAACAUGGACGGGAUGGCACCGUGCCAGUUGAUAUGGUGGCGUGGUAUAAUUUUACGACGUUUGAUGUUAUUGGGGAUUUGGCGUUUGGUGAGAGCUUUGGUUGCCUUGAGAACUCGAGAUAUCACCCCUGGGUGAAGGCCAUCUUUGAUGUCGCCCGGGCAGGGACUAUCUUCCAGUGCCUGGUCCAGCACUUCCCGCCAUUGAUGAAGCUCUUGUUCUGGAUGAUUCCGAAGAGGGUCUUCAAGGAGCAUGCCAAGCAUAACGCCAUGGCGGCGGAUAAACUGAAGCGGCGUAUGCAGAUCAGAGAGCAACGGCCAGAUCUCGUUAAUGGGUUGUUGAAGAGGAGAGACGAGUGGGGUCUCACUCUCGAGCAACUCGUCGCCAACAGCGGUAUCCUUGUUAUUUGCGGAUCGGAGACAACAGCAACCCUUCUUUCCGGCGUGACAUACCUACUCUGCACGAACCCCGACGCAUUGAGGAAACUCGCGGCCGAGAUCAGGGGCGCCUUCAAAUCCGAAGAUGAGAUCAAUUUCUCGAGCGUUAGCACCUUGCCCUAUCUCCUGGCUUGCCUUGACGAAGCGCUGCGUAUGUAUCCCCCAGUGCCGAUCGGUCUGCCACGGGUAGUCCCGGAGGGAGGAGCCAUGGUUGCGGGACAUUAUGUUCCGGAGGAUACUGUCGUUGCCGUCCACCAAUGGGCAAUGUAUCACAACGAGGAGCACUUCAAGGAUCCGUUCAAGUUCCAGCCUGAGCGUUGGCUGGGCGAUCCGGCGUUUGCAGAUGACCAUAAGGACGCUUUCCAGCCGUUCCAUCUGGGUCCUCGAAAUUGUCUGGGCAAGAACCUGGCGUACAUUGAGAUGCGUCUUAUCCUCUCCAGGAUUCUAUGGAACUUCGACCUGCGUAUCUCGAAUGACAGCUUGAACUGGAUGGACAACCAACGGAUAUUUAAUUUGUGGGAGAAAGGGAAGCUCAAUGUAUAUCUCACCCCUGUUUCUAGGUAG
This is a messenger RNA of Thermochaetoides thermophila DSM 1495, 1659 nucleotides long. RefSeq names its product putative cytochrome P450 protein. The transcript has 5 exons. The record is from RefSeq and is a predicted model, not a curated record. NCBI's taxonomy places the organism in Eukaryota, Fungi, Ascomycota, Sordariomycetes, Sordariales, Chaetomiaceae. Gene Ontology annotation, molecular function: monooxygenase activity; oxidoreductase activity, acting on paired donors, with incorporation or reduction of molecular oxygen; iron ion binding. Bases 1 to 1659 code for a protein of 552 amino acids.